AUGAGACCAGAUGUUGUUAUCAUUCUUCCUCACGUAUCAUUUGGAAUCCUUUCAGCUACACGUUCUCUCAUCGCAUAUCUUCUUGUAUUAGCUUCUUCCUUUGUUUCAUUUUUUAUUAUUCUUCGCGUCGGUCUCUCUCUUUCACUUUCUCUAUCUUUCUUUCUCUCACUCUUUCUCUCCCUCGCACAGCGUUCUUCUAUCAACUUUAAAAUCAUUACAUUCUUCUUCUUCUUCUGUUUCUUCUUCUUUUUCUUCUUCUUCUUUUUCUUCUUCUUCUUCUUUCUUUCGUUCUUUCUUUCUUACUGUUACGUAUUUUUUAAAUUUUCAAACUUCUUUUUUUCACCUUUUUUAUUUACUUUUGGCCAUUCCUGUUUUCCAUUUAUCAUAUACUAUUCCUUCAUUCUUUCUUUCCUUCAUACUUUUUUUCAUUCUUUCGUUCCUUCUUCAACUAAUUUAUUUUAUUUUUUCCAUCAUUUUUAUUCUUCUGCAUUACUAUCUUUAAUUCUGUAUUAUAAUAAUAAUAAUAAUUAUUAUUAUUUUAUUUCUAUUUUUUCUUUCUUUCUUUCUCUCUUUCUUUUUUUCUUCAUUUCCGGCAUUAUUUUUUAUUCAUAUUUUAUUAUUAUUCUUAUUAAACUUUCAUUCAUUCAUUCAUUCUUUCUUUCUUUCUUUUUUUCAUUCUUUCUUUCCUUCUUCAACUAA
This is a messenger RNA of Acanthosepion pharaonis, 699 nucleotides long. The record is from the annotation of a GenBank genome assembly. Lineage: Eukaryota; Metazoa; Mollusca; Cephalopoda; Sepiida; Sepiidae.